Lolium perenne is the source of this 2442-nucleotide messenger RNA. The record is from RefSeq and is a predicted model, not a curated record. Lineage: Eukaryota; Viridiplantae; Streptophyta; Magnoliopsida; Poales; Poaceae.
AUGCCGAGAGGUUUUGAUUUCUGGUUCGGAAUUGAUCUGAACGAGCCAGCUGACCAAGAUUUUGCUCCUGGAAGCAAUGACAAUGAAGCUGGAUCAUCUCAUGCUCAUCCGGUUUGGGAAGGCACUCCUGACCAAGGUUUUGUUCCUGGGAGUAAUAGCAAUGCUGCAGGAACAUCUCAUGGUGGUCCUAAUUGGGAAAAUGUUGAUGCAACUGGGCCAUUUGGUCCAUAUUCGGCUGGUCAGAGUAGUGAUGCACAAGUCGACCCGAAGGACACUUCGGACAGAGGCACUAACGCCGGAUCAGGUUUCCAGACAGGUGUGACUUUACCAAGUGAGGACAGUGGUGAGGAAGGUGAAGUUCAGUCAACACCAGAAGGGUUUUCCCCCAAGACACCAUUUCUUGGCAUGAAAUUUGACACCUGGGAAGCUGCUCUGUCACAUUACAAUAGGUAUGCGCAUCAUGUUGGCUUCUCCGUUAGGAUUGAAUCAUCUAGGAAGUCUACAAAAGAUGGAGAGAAAGACAAAUGCUUGUUUGUUUGCAACAAAACGGGGAACAAUUCAUUACCACCUACUCCUGUCAAGAUUAGAAACCGAGCUAUCACAAAAUUGGCAGAUUGCAAGGCAAAAAUGAGGAUUAAAAGAUCUGGUGCCAGAUGGGAAGUUACUCAGUUUGUCGAGGAGCAUACGUAUGAAUUUGUUGAGAAAUUUGCUCUGAAAAAAUUCUUGAGGUCGCACAACAAAAUUCCAAAAGAAGAGAAGAAGUUCAUUGAUUUGCUAAGUAAUGUAAAUCUCAGUUCGGGAAGGAUUAUGCAAAUCAUGGCGGAAUUAUAUGGAAGCAAGCAGAAUGUACCUUACAGUACUAAAACCAUUAGCAAUUACAGAGCCCAACAUAGUGAAGAGCGGAAAAUCAAAGACAUCCCUGAGUUGUUGAAAUACUUUGAGAAGCUAAAAGAGGAUGAUCCUAGGUUUUACUAUGACUACAAGCUAGACGAUGACAAUAGGGUUGAGAACAUCUUUUGGGUUGAUGGUGCAGCCAGAGAUGUGUACAAGCUGUACAAUGAUUGCAUAUCGUUUGACACAACCUUCAUGACUAAUCAGUAUAACAUGCCUUGCGCACCAUUCAUUGGAAUCAAUAGAUAUGGUCAGUCCAUACAGCUUGGUUGUGGUUUCCUGAGGAAUGAGAAGGUUGCGAACUUUGAGUGGCUAUUCCGGAUAUUCUUAGUAGCAAUGGAUGGUUUGCACCCUCUGAACAUCAUUACUGACCAGGAUGUAGCUAUGAGGACUGCAAUUGAAAUGGUGUUCCCUGACACCAUUCACCGGAACUGCAGAUGGCAUAUCAUGCAGAAGGUUCAGGAAAAAAUUGGUCCUAUGGCAGCCAAAAGAGAAGACUUGAGAAGAGAUUUCAAUGAUGUUAUUGACUAUAGUGUUACUGAAGAAGAAUUUGAAACUAGAUGGGCUGAGAUGAUCCAAAAACAUGAUGUUGUUGAUAAUGAUCAUUUCAAGGACAUCUAUGAUCCAAGGAAAUGUUUUGUUCCUGCUUAUUUCAUGAAGCGCUUUUUCCCAUUCUUGCAAACAACAGCUCGCAGUGAAGGGUUUAAUGCUGUUUUGAAGCAGUACAUAAGCCCACGCGAAAGCCUACUUAAUUUCUUCAAGCAGUAUAUGAAAUUACAAGAGAAGAUUGAUUCUGCUGAGGAUGGGCAUGAUUUCAUGGGAAUGGAUAAAGUUGUCAGGUUGUGGGGAGAUUUUCCAAUGGAGGAUCAAAUUUUGCAGACCUACACUCUACCCAUCUACAACAUUUUCCAGCUGGAGUUGCGGAAGAUAACAUCCUACAAUGCUAGGGACUGUGGUGGUGGUGUGUUUGAGGUUUUCCCAGUGCAAGUGCGAGAGAUACCUGAGCACUACAUUCUACCUAGGUGGUCCCUACCCCCUCCUGAUAUUGUUCCAUCCAUUGUCGAGCCAGUACAGAGAAAAACAGAGAAAAUGUCUAGAAAAGACAUGAGGUUACUACGGUAUGAAAAUCUUUGCAAUGAUUUUUCAAAACUCGCGGUUGGAUUGGCAGUUUCUGAGAAAACAAAAGAAAUAGCAGACAAGCACAUGAUUGCAAUGAGCAAAGAACUAGCUGCUUUGAAGAAAGCUAAUGCAGAUGCACUGAAGAGGAGGAAAAACAAGUCAGUUGCAACUGAAGAUAUUUCAGAUUCUUCUCCCUUUGAGGGAAGAAUGGAUGAAGAUGUUUCUCAAUCUAGAAACAAGAAAGCAAAAGACCCCCCUGUUACUGCAGCUAAAGGAAGACCAUGCAGUAAAAGGAAGAAAGGUGGACUCCAGCCAAAGAAGCCUAACCCAACUACUUGUAGUGUUUGUGGUGAAAUAGAUCAUGAUGCAAGGAAUUGUCCAGUAAGAUUGGCAAAUCCAGAGAAAUUUCCUUUUCAUCAAUUUUUCCAGUGA